Molecule: messenger RNA, 8666 nt
Organism: Brassica rapa (field mustard)
Lineage: Eukaryota; Viridiplantae; Streptophyta; Magnoliopsida; Brassicales; Brassicaceae
Source: RefSeq, a predicted model, not a curated record
UAAUGUUUAAAGUUUAGAUAGAAUACUAGGGACAUUCAGAUACCCGUUCAAAUCUGGUUUAGGUAAUUCCAAUUUUGGAUAUUUCGGUUUAGAAGUCUACUAUCCAUUCAUGUAUUUUUUGUUAUUCAUGGCAGAUUUGGUUUGGUAAGAUUUGAGUUUAGGUAUUUCAAAAUGUAACUGAAAUAUCCAAAUUUUGUGUUAAAAUAUUUAAAUACAUAAAUUGACAUAUAUUAAGAUUUUUUCCAUUUGAAUCUAUAUUUAAACCCAAAGUAACGUAAACAACCAAAAGAGUGGUGAUGGUCUGGUCAGCCAAGCCAACGGGACAACAUGUCCCUAAAUUUUUUCCUUACCUUCCUUGCGUGAAUCAUAUUGCGAAUGACCCUAUCAAUGCAUUUGAAUAAUGCCUCGGGAGGAAUGUGGAAGUUAUUGUGGAGUACAUUAUUUCUUUGCUUUCCACAUAUGGAAAAGUGUGAAUUGAGCCGUGAGACAGCGAAGAAGCUUGGGGCAAUAUAAUCAAACAUGUCUUUAUGAUAAACAUGUUUGUUUUCAACAUGGAUGAAACACUGUUGAUUUAAAAUUCUCAAAUUCAAAACAGGCUGUAGUCUUUGAACAGACAAAAGUUGUAAUUCUCUUUUGCAGUUUUGUUUAAAAUUUAAAAUCUGCCUGUAGUCCACUAACCCACAAAUUAUAUCGGAUUUGUACCCACGAUGAGCCGAAAUAACAAGUGUGUAAGAAAUUGAAACCAUGAUAGGUUGGAUUGAAAUACUUAGAUAAAAUCUGAUCCUUUUGACUAAUUAAAAUAAUUAAUUUAUUAUAUUUAAAUAAUACAAAUUUUUUAUUAUAUUAGUAACAAAAUAUAUUUUAAAUAAACACUUUUAAAUUUAUUUUUAUCAUUUUGAGUUCAUUACUAUUAAUGGCGGAAGCUCUAACCGUCUUCUCGGCUCUCAAAUCAGCAGUUUUAAUGUUUCAAGCAUCAAAAUUCACUUUGACAACCAAACUCUGAUCAAAGUCAUCAACAACAAACUCUUCGACAAAGAGAUAUACGGGGUGGUUCGCGACAUCCAAAUUCUCUCUGCUCUGUUUGUUGAUUUUUUAUUUGCUUCUAUUCAUAGGGUUGAGAAUUGUAAGGCUGAUGCUAAUUGCUAAAGCCACACUCGGGAACCCAUUUAGAUGUACAUGGUUUGUUGGUGUACUAAGACUCUUUUAAAUUAAUGAAUAAGUUGUCCAAAUAAAGUAAUAAUUUAAUGAAAUACUUUUGUUGUCAUCAAAAUAAUAUAUCAAAAUUUUCAAAUAAUAAAAGAUAGAAAAAUUAAAACGUUAUAAUAAUCUAACACUACUAAAAGCAGAAUAAGCAGUGCAGGGAGCAUGCCACGUCAGCGUUUAUAUUCGAACCAAUCAGAGACAAACUUUUUUACACGUCAGACGCUCGACGCUCGCGGUAUUAUUUGUUCGAACGUGGUGGGCUUCAUCUGUUGAGGUUAUUGGGCUUCAUUAGAGUUUUGUGUCGUCAACCCAUGAACACAAAAGAAACCUCGGAGUCUCCGUCGACGCUUAUCGUCUCUGCCUCUUCGUCUUUUCAUCGGCUCUCUGUUUACGUUUUCGUUUUCUCCGAUCGCAGAGCCGAGAAGCCGAGAUUUAAUCGAGCAAAACCAACACAAUGAAUACCUCUUUUAUUAUUUCGUUUCACCUCCCCUUCUUCAUCCUUCUUUAUAAAUUGAUCUUUUUAUAUUCACACCAAAACCCUAGAACCACCCGAAACUCGAUCCAUGGCGAUGAAGAGAAAUGGGAAGUCGCAUGUCUCCUCCGACUCUGAUGAACAAUUCAUGUCCUUCAAGGAUGUCUCUCUAGGUCCCCAUGAAGCUCAACUACGCUUCCGACUCAUCCAUUUCUGGGAGGCUCGGAACCCGGUGAAGAAGACACUGAUUGGCCUCGAAAUGCUCCUCAUCGACGAACAGGGAACUGUUAUUCAAGGAUUCAUCCCACCGGGGCGAAUUAAGAAGUUCUUGCCAGAUAUGAAACGCGGAUCAGUUUACAAGCUCAUCAAUUUCUACGGAUCGAAAAACAAACCGAUGUAUCGGGUUGCUGAUCAUGUCGCAACCGUGUCUUUCGCAUGGAACUCUGAAAUGUCGGUUCUUCACGAGAUUCCCAUCUCUUUUGAUGAAGACCGUUUCAGGUUUCAUUCACACGAAGAUUUUGAAGCCAACUGUGAUCUCAAAGGUGACCUCUACGAUGUUAUUGGCCACAUGAAGCUGGUCGAUGGACAGACUCUUAUUGAGCGUCCCAGCCUUGACGAUGUGAAGAUUGCUACCACUCGGCAUAUUGUGAUUCAUGUGCAGUCGCAUGAUGGACCUGUGCUGAAGCUCUACCUUUGGGACCAGGCUGCAACAGACUUUUGCAAGAAAUUCAACUCCUGUGAAAACACUCCGACAGUGCUUUUGGUCACAACUGUUAACACUAAACGUCUCGGAGGUAAUUAUUUACUAUCCUUAAAACGUUUGCUUCUUUAUCAAUGGUUGCUAAUUUCCACUCAAUCCUUUUUAAUGAUUCUUACAUUAUUGAACAGGAACCCUUGCCCUAUCCUCUAUGUCCUCCACACGGGUCUUCAUGGACUAUGAUGUCCAACCAACUAGGGAUUAUUUCACCUGGUAUGUAUAUCCGUCUUAAGCAUCUCUUCUAUACAGAUUCAUUUGAUGCGUAGACUUACACUUAUAGCAGUGAUUGACUGACGCACUGCUUUUUAUUUUGUUUCAGGCUGGGCUCUAACCCAGAGAUUGCUAACCAAGUUUGCGCAGACGUCAUCACUAAGCGUGAGACACUGUCUAUAGCAGAAAUAUUCUCCUAUAUGACUCAGGAAUCUGCAAAGGUAAAAGUAAAGCUGUAUUACUUACUCUUUUUAAACACUGAUAUAUUUUAAUCUCAUACUAAUAAACUUUCGCAGGCUGCCUUUUUUUAGUGCACUGCUACUAUUGAUGAUGUUGUUCAUGGCUCUCCUUGGUACUACAUUGCAUGCAGUGGGUGCCAUUCUAAGGCUACCCCUGGCCCAAGUUCGUUGAUUUGUACAAACACAAAAUGUCAGAAGGUUAACACAACUGGCGUUCCAGAGUAUGUUACCUCGCCUUAAUAUGCAGUUACGGUUUCAAUAGUAUUAAUUUUCAAUUUUUGAAUUUUUGACGUUAGUUUCUUAUUCUUUCACAACAGGUACCGGGCUAAGAUUUCUGUUUAUGACAACAGUGAACAAGCUUUCUUUGUCUUACUUGGAGAUGCUGGUCGGAAGUUGACUGGGAGGCAUGCAUCCGAGUUAGUUAGCAGCUACUUUGAGGUAACUAGCACCAGCUUAUAAUCUCAAAUGAUUUUUUAACUUUUUCCGUUGCUUAGCUCCCAAGUUGUUUAAACUGACACUAUUAAACUUGAAUGUAAGGCUAAUAAAAGCGAAGAAGCUGAUCAUGAGGUGCCUGUCCCGGAAGCUCUAAUCAGCACCAUCGGACAGACACAUAAGUUCUGUGUGAAAGUUACUGACCACAAUUUCUCAGGCAAUACUCGAGCGAUAACUGUCACCAAGAUCCUCUCUCUAGACACACCAUCACCCACGGAAGCUUCAGUUGGAAAUGACAUUGCUGCAAUGUCCGAGGGAGCAACGCAGUCUGGAGACGCCGUCUGUGAACCUCAUAAAGGCGGUGGAGACACUGCAGAUGAGGAGAGUAAGCGGGCGUGUAGCAGUGCUGAUCCAGAGACAGCUAAACGCCCAAGAUGUGAGAAUUAGAGCCUCUGCUCACAGAUGCAGUUUAAGUACUGAGUUGGUUUUUUUAAAUUUUCUGCUGUUUAAGUACUUUUUUGGUUAAGUUAAAGACAAUUCUCAGUUUUUUCAACUUCAGACUUUGCAUUUCAAUAAUUUGAACUAUCUUUCUUAUAAUCUCUAUUGUUUCUUAUAAUCUUUGUUGACUUUUACAUAUAUGAGCAAAAUAAAAAACAGAUUGAUUUUCUAUAUUUUUUAAAAUCAAUUUUGCCGUGAAUUCUUAUCAGGAUUCUAUAUUCCUGUAAUCAAUUGUACACAUUUAUGAAAUUUUGGAAAUGAGCCACAUUCACGGUGAUAAAUAAUAGAGAUAUAGGCGCUUGCGAAACUUAAGGAAAUUAGCCACAUUCACAUGUAUCAUAUAUUCUUAUGCUUAGAAAUAAAAAACCCUUAACCUAACUACUCUUCAACGCCUCCCUCAGCCCAACGCUUCUCGAAUUCACUUCUGCUUCAAACAGGUAUUGUCCAACUAAUAUUUGCCAUUCUCAUUUAAUUUAUUAUUGUGUAUAUUGGUUUCAACUUAGCUGUUUUGAUCUCUUUGCCGUACAAAUCUCUCUUUAACUUUUUAUGGCUCUUCCUUCUUGAACAAGAAAGUGAAAGACAUAUAUCUCAUUGAUAAUAGGUUGGUUAAAAGAUCAUUGUUUCAACGAAAUGAAUAAUCCACCCAAAGAUCAACCCAUAGAAACUGCAGGUAACUAUAUAAUCUCCAGACUCUUUCUCUCAGAAUUUUUAUCUUUUGCCAAGGAUCCAGCAUUUUUUUUUUUUGGUUUUUAAAGGUGUUUAAUCUUCUUUUUGAUCAACCAAUUGGAAUAUCCAAUCCAAUUAAACCAUAUUUUUUAUUGUAAAUAUUUCAGACACUAUUAAACAUAAAAAAAUGAACCGAAUAUAUUAUUUUAGAAUAUACAUACAGGAAAUAGUAAUACUCUUUCUAAUCUAUUAUAAAUAAUAACAAAAUUUAUUUGCCUGAUAUAACAAUGCAAAUUUUCGUAUAAAAGUUUUUAUAUUUGAAACCAAAUGUUAUCAUACACGCUUAAUAUUUUUCUGAAACAAAAAAAAACUCAAUAUACUAAUUUAAUUUUUUUAUUAAAAAGAAGAUUUAAUUUAUUUCUUAUCUCGAGAUCAUAUCUGUACAAUAUUAUUUCUAUAUUUUCUGUAAUUAUAAAAUAUCAUAGACAAUUACAUAUUUAUGAAAAAACAUUUCAGUAAUACAAAUUAUACGUUUGUUUUGAUAUCAUUAAUUUGUAAGGGAAAACAUAUUUUAAAUGUUCGGCUAUUAUGUAUUCCGUAUGACCCAAAAUGUUAAUUUUUAAAAUACAUCCCUGUGUGUAAUAAUUAUUGUUGAAAAUUCAUGUAUCUUAUUACAAUUUAUAGUUUUGUUUGCAAAGUUCUAAAUAACAUUUUUAAAUAAAAUCGCAUGUCUUACAGUGACAUCUUCCAUGCAACACAUUCCUCAAAGAAUCCACCAACUUCAGGAAGAGAUUUCAGUGCGUCCUAUUACAGUAUGUAUAAGAAAUGUUUGGGACAUCAUAAACCACCAAACAGAUAAUACUCAAACUUCCAUCGGCUUCCUGUGCUACGACCACCACGUAAGCCUUUUUUAACUAAUAUAUAUAUCUAUUUUCCAAUUCACCAUAUUUUGUUUAAACUACUCACUAUUAACUUAAUUGAUUCGCCACAACAAAAUUUGUUCACACUCAGGGACAACUAUUAGAAGGUCGGCUCACCGGAAACAUUCAGCCGAAUGAUCCAACAAAAUUAGCUGAAGGAGAUGUAUACGAGUUUUCGGGAUUUUCCGUCAUAAAUAAUCCACGAAAUCAGAAACUCACCCAACUGCCGUAUUACAUUCGGAUCGACCAAAAGACAAUAGUAUUGAACGUUACACUCGACUGUCCGAUAUUUCCAGUUCACACUUUAGUUCCUCAGAAUUGCAGAAAUCUAUUGCGGUUAGCCAUUACACCCACAUACUUACCAGGUCAGUAAGUCAUUCCAUUAUUAAUUAAACAAACAUGGAUGUUUAUUCUAAAAUCAAUGUGCAGAUGUCGUCGGGCAGAUAGUCAUAAUACAAAAAAUAAAACCGAACCACCCAGAACUCAAUAUUGAUGCCACGAUUGGUCUACGGAUGAACAGGUAAGUCUAACACAAUAGUUAAAACGAAAUAAUAAUUAUCUUCAUACAUACAUCUCUAUCUCAGGUCGACAAUUGUUAAACUCAUACUGUGCGACAAGCAAGCAGCAGAUUUUAGCGUCCUACAAUGCAAGAAGGAUAGGAAAUUUAAAGUUGUCAUCAUUACAAGCAUAAUUCCUAAACUUUUCUAAGGUAAAUAAUUUUACUAAACACAUCAAAAAAUAAUACAGAUUUAAAUUUUUUUAUCAACAUAACAAUAAUAUCCAAUUUUUUCCAGGCAAACUACUACUCCGUUCAUCACCAGCGACAACUUUCUACUUCAACAAAUCAAUUGAUUACAUUAACCAAUUCAAAAGGAAAAUAAGAGAACCAUGCAGCACAGAGUGAUCCUAAUUCAUGCGUCAUUCGAAUUAUUAUUCUCUUUCUCACAAGACUUAAUACGCAGAUUCAAUUACAUUUUAAACUAUUUUAUCAUUGUUUUUUUUUAGAUUUCUACACCUAUAUUAAAUCUAAAUUUCAGUUUCACUUUCGUCUUCAUAUUAGUUCCAUCGUCCUAGCCUAAUGUUACUGAUUACUUGGUGGCACAUAUCUAUUAGAACUAAGAUACCAUUUUUAAUAAAGCUAAUGAUUUACUAUAAUUCCAAUAAAACACACAAAAAUUCUAAUAGUUUUAAAUAUGCAUAUAUUUUUAUAAUUAUAGACCAGUUUUAUAGAAGAUAUCAUUUUUAUAUUUUCAAUAAACCAGUUCCAGUAUAUAUUAUAUUUGUUCAUUUUUAAAAUAAAAACACACAAAUUCAAUUAAUAUUAUAGGAAAAAAUCCGGGCGUAGCUACCACUCACGUAAAGUCACAUAUCAAGUAUCAGAAAAAUAUAAUCAUGACUAUAAGUUCGUUAAACUCACUCUCUUACAUUCAAUUGUGCGUAAACUCGAUAUACAAUACACUUUUUUGCGUUCAAACAAUCAGCACCAAAAUUUAAUAUGAUAUUUUGGUUCAACAUUUUCAUAUAAGAUAACCCGGGCGUAGCCCGGGAACGAACCUAGUAUAAUAUAAGUAUACAAGAAAGUAAUUGACCAAUAAAUCACGAUGUAUUUUUUAAACAAACAUAUCCUCAGUCUUAGAGCAACUUCAUUGGUAGAAUUAAAAUCUUGAAGUUCUCGAAUUUUUUUUAAAAUAAAUUUUUUUAUUUGAUAAAACCACUUUAAAAUCAAUCAACCAUUAAUACGAUGACAUAUGAAAAAAAAGUUCUAAAAAAUCAGAGAAAAUAUCUCUGCACAGAAUAAAUUCUCUCUCUUUCUCUUCUACUUUAUUUGUACUUUUUACCUUUUUGAUCUUUAGAUACUCUAUUAUAACUCAUCAAUGGAGCUGCUCUUACGAAAUAGAAUGUGGAAGUGAAGGGGGUCAAACGUUGGAUUCUUGGAUCAGAUUGUCAAUAACUGAUCAAAACAACCACUACUAGUUUAAAUUUCUUGGGUCUUUAUGGUAUCAUUUCGAAUAUUGGAACAAUCUCCACAUUUUUUGAUUGUACUUUCAUUCAUCAAAUUUCUUGUGAGUGAAUCUGUGUAGCAGACAGUUUAGCCAAAUUGACUGUAAGACACUUCGUAUCAUGUCCCGAUUAAGUUUUUAAUAAAAACGGUGGGUCCAACAAAAAAUCAUCUAGAUAAACCAUAAACGAUCGCCCGUACAAAAAGAUAAACCAAAAAGCAUAGCUUUUUUUUUUGGGAUCAAAAACCAAAAAGCAUAGCUAAUAAGAGUUAAUUGUAAAUUUGCAAGCCUCAUAAACCACUGGAUUCGAUUCACCGGAUUACAAUCUAUGAAUAUUGGACUAUAAACUUAAUUAGGCUAAGCGAACUAUAGAGUGAUAGUCCGUUUUAAGAAUUAUACACGAGACUAUAUAUAUACUUGCCAAACCAAAAAGAAAAAGAAAACUCUAUGUUAACAUUACAAAACAUAUAUAAUCCCCGCUGUUUAAUACCAGUUCCAUAUCUUCGAUUUGAAGGGGUGAAUUCGUAGUUGCACACUGCGCAAAAAUUUAUCAUAUUUACGUAAGAUUAUUUACGUGAGAUAUAACUUUGGCUUUAUCUUGAAAAAAAAAACAAUUUUUUUUUGAGGAAAAAACAAAUUUUGACAUCCUCAAAUGCAUAGUUUGAUAUAAUACUAGUAUUACGUAACUCGAACGAACGUGCAUGGCUAUUUUUAAUACGUAUAUAUAUGUUCGGAGACCGGCGUUCAGUAGUCUAAAUAUGUGUUCAACUUGCAUGACGAUUUGGGUCAUAAUUCUAUCCAAAUACAUCAUCAUUCACUAGCCCAGUGUUCAACUUGCAUGACGAUAACCGUUGAUAAUUUUGCUUGAAUAAAUCAAAUGUUUGAAUAUUUCUCCACCAUAAUAUAAGUCAAACGGUGACAAUAACUACCAUUUAUUGAGAAUGGGGGACGGUUUUCAGUGCUGAGAUAAUAUCGUUGGAUCCCGAGAAGCAAACAAGAAAAAAGAGUUAAAGCUUAAUUAAUCCAUCCUUCCAAAUUAAAAUUAUAACUGAUAAAAUAAAAUAAAAAGAUCCCUUGGGCAACAACAAAAGAAAGUUGGGCUCCUAUAAUUAACUAAUUUUAAUUUUGUUACCAUAAUAUAUAACAACUUAUCUUGAAUUUAUUAAUUUGUUUGUAUUCUGUAAAUAUAAAAAAUUAGGCUAUUGUGUUUUUAUUGAAAGUGCAAAACAAAAACAAUUAGGCCUUUGUUAUCAGAAAAGAGAAAAAUAU